AGAGAAGCAGCGCGGCCUUGUUUGUUGAGGGCAACUCUGUGGGCUCCUCAGAGCGCUCCGCGUUCCCUCAUAAAUCCAGCCGGGAACGGCGGAAUGAAUCCGCCUAGAAAUGGUGGGAUGGAGCCUAAAUGCCCUGGCGCCUAAAUCCCCUUCAACUGAGCCUAAAUCCCCUGGGAUUCAACCAAAACGGCCAAAUCCAGGCGCUUUCCAUGGAUAGGGGCGGUACUGGAAAGGGCGGGCGGUGACGUCACCUCGCCAAGCCCCUUUCCGGCCCCUCCUGAGGCGGCUCCGCCUUUUCCCGGCGCCGACCCCGGGGCGUGUUCUGGGCUGUGACCGGAGCUGAUGCCGGGGCUCCUUCGCCAGCGGAGCGUCCCCAAGGUGUCCCCAGUGAGCAUGGAGCCCCAAGAGGUGCGACGCUGUCCCAGACCCUGCUGCAGCCACAGGUCACCGUGGUGGCCAUCCUGGGCGAGCUGCUGGCCACCCUGCCCAGCCUGGACGAGAUGACUCUGCUCGUGUCCCCAUUGCACCUGUACUGGGACCUGAUGGACUUCACCAAUGAGCUCCGCGACAGCCUGUGCACUGAUGAGACCUGGAGGCACCGCAAUGUCACCUACGAUGAUGAUGACCCUUUCACCUCUGAUGAUGAUGACCCUCCCGCCUCCCUGAGCCAGGCCCUGGCCAAGAGCACCCCAUGGACCAGCAGGUUCGAUGUGCAAAUGAAGGCCUGGGUGUAGCAGCGGUCAGUGGCUGCACUCAAGGACAGCUGAGCCCAGCUGGCCAGGACGGCCACCAAGCUCCCCAAUGCCUGCAGGGAUUUGGCCACCAAGGCGGCCGACAUGGUGGCCACCGCCACUGCCAGGGCCAGGGAGCUGCAGGCCAAGACUGUCCAUUAUUGGACAGCUCAGGAAAACAUGGUGGAGCUGGGUCAGGCCCUGGGUGGGGAGGAGAGGGCCGAGGUGGUGGCCAGGCGUGAAUCCUGGGUGAGGAGAGAGGCCAGGGUGGCUGCCAGCCAGGCAACAAGGGCCACCAUGGUGAGACAACGGGUGGAGGCGGCCCUGGGGCUGCUGGAGCGCUUGGUGGCCGCGUGUGACGAAGCCACCGCGUUCCCCCAGGAGCUGCAGCGCCUGCUCUGGGACACCCUGGCCGCCCUUAAAGGGACAAAGAAGCAGUCCUUUAAUGUCCCUGAGGACUUGGUGGCCAAGGUGGCCGUGGCUGAGCGGCUGUGGGAGGCCAACACCCACCUGGUCAGGGAUCACGUGGUGGGGACACUUCAGGACAUCUUCUAGUUCUAUUUCCAUGAUGGUCCUACCAGCCACAGUUCCCGUGAGCUGGCUGAGCGAUGCCAAAGAGCCAUCGAGGACAUCCCAAGGCUCCUUCAACCCCCAGAGUGUCCCCACGGUGUCCCCAGUGAGCAUGGAGCUCCAAGAGGUGUGACAGGGGUGGGUCUGGGGGAGAAGAGAAAGGAACAGAGGGGACACGGGAGGAGGGCGCAGUUGGGGAUGGAGAGACACAGAGGGUGGCAAAUGGGACAAGGGGUCACAAAGGGGACAGGAGGCAGUGGCAGGAAAGGGGGAGGUGACAGAGAGGGGAGGGGACACGGCGGGGGAGGGGACAGGGUGAUGGAGGGCACGGGAGAUGGGGACACGGAGGGUGGCAGAGGGGACAGCAGUGGGGGUAGGGGGUGGCAGAAGGGAGAGCAGAGGGGCAGGGGGCAGGAGGGGCUACGAGGGGAGGUGGAGGGGGUGGCAGAGAGAACAGGAGGCUGACAAAGGGACAGAGGGGAUAAAGGGGAUCCGUCGGGGGCAGGGGGCUACCCCAGGAGGCCACAAGUGCCACCAGGUCCCUGACACCUUCUCUGUCCCCUCCCCAGCUGUCCCCGGCCCUGCUGCAGCCACAGGUCACCAUGGUGGCCACCCUGGGCGAGCUGCUGGCCACCCUGCGCAGGGCCGAGAUGAUGCUGCUGCUCAUGUCCUCAGUGAGCCUGUACCGGGACCUGGAGUACUUCUCCAGGCAGCUCCAGGCCACCCUGUAUUACAAUGAUGGCACCUGGUGAUACAGGGAUGUGACCGUGGAUGAUGAUGACCCUCCCACCUCCCUGAGCCAGGCCCUGGCUGCCUUUGAGAGCACCCCAGAGACCACCUGGGAUGAUGUGACAAUGGCAGCCAGCGAGUGGCAGCAGUCGGUGGAUGAGCUUGUGGACAGGAGGGCUGAGCUGGCCAGGACAGUCACCAAGCUCUGCAACACCUGCAGGGUGAUGGUCACUGAGGCAGGCUACAGAGCUGCCACCGCCACCGCCCAGGCCAGGGAGCUACAGGCCAUGGCUGCCCGUGAUGGGACAGCUCAGGAAAACAUGGUGGAGCUGGGUCAGGCCCUGGGCUGGGAGGAGGUGGCCGAGGCGGAGGCUGGGCAUGAAGCCCAGGUGAGGAGAGAGGCCAGGGUGGCUGCCAGCGAGGCAACAAGGGCCACCAUGGAGAGACAGCGUGUGGAGGUGGCCCUGGGGCUGCUGGAGCGCUUGGUGGCCGCAUGUGACGAAGCCACCGCGUUCCCCCGGGAGCUGCAGCGCCUGCUCAGGGACACCGAAGGCAUCCUGAAGGAGACAAAGAAGCAGUCCCUUAAUGUCCUUGAGGACUUGGUGGCCAAGGUGGCUGUGGCUGAGCGGCUGUGGGAGGCCAACGCCCGCCUGGCCAAGGAUCACCUGGGGAAGACACUUCCAGACGCAAUCAAAUUCUUUUUCAAUGGUGGUCUUGACAGCCCCUGUGCCUGUGGGGUGGCCAAGCAGUGCCAAAGAGCCAUCAAGGACAUCCCAAGGCUCAUUCGACCCCCUGAAUGUCCCCAAGUUGUCCCCAUUGAGCAUGGAGCUCCAAGAGCUGUCCCCCGCCCUGCUGCAGCCACAGGUCACCAUGGUGGCCAUCCUGGGUGAGCGGCUGGCCACGCUGCCCCAUCGGGAUGAGGAGAUGCUGCUGCUUAUGUCCCCAUUGCGCCUGUACUGGGACCUGGAGGAAUUCACCAAUGAGCUCCGGACCACCCUGUACUGUAUUGAUGACACCUGGAGGCACCAGAAUGUCACCGUGAAUGAUGAUGACCCUGUCACCUGCCUGAGCCAAGCCCUGGCUGCCUGCAAGAGCAGGCCAUGGAUCUCCCAGAACCGUGUGACAAUGGUGGCCAGCAAGUGGCAGGUGUUGGUGACUGCACUUGUGGACAGCUGGGCUGAGCUGGCCAGGAAGGCCUCUGAGCUCCGCAACACCUGGAGGGAGGUGGCUGCUGAGGUGUCCACCACCUAGGCCAGGGAGCUGCAAGCCAUUGCUGUCCAUUAUUGGACAGCUCAGGAAAACAUGGUGGAGCUGGGUCAGGCCCUGGGCUGGGAGGAGGGGACCGAGGUGGUGGCCGGGCAUGGAGCCCAGGUGAGGAGAGAGGCCAGGGUGGCUGCCAGCGAGGCAACAAGGGCCACCAUGGUGAGACAACGGGUGGAGGCGGCCCUGGGGCUGCUGGAGCGCUUGGUGGCCGCGUGUGACGAAGCCACUGCGUUCCCCCAGGAGCUGCAGCGCCUGCUCAGGGACAUCGAGGCCACCCUGGAAGGGACAAAUGAGGCACCCCCCACUGUCCCUGAGGACUUGGUGGCCAAGGUGGCCGUGGCUGAGCAGCUGUGGGAGGCCAACGCCCCCCUGGCCAAGGAUCACCUGGGGAAGACUCUUCCAGACACCAACGAAUUCUUGUUCACUGAUGGUCCCAACAGCCCCAGUGCCUGUGAGCUGGCCAAGCAGUGCUAAAGAGUCAUCGAGGACAUCCCAAGGCUCGUUCAAUCCCCAGUGUCCCCAGAGCGUCUCCAAAGUGUCCCCAGUGAGCAUGGAUCCCCAAGAGGUGUCCCUGGCCCUGCUGCAACCACAGGUCACAAUGGCGGCCAUCCUGGGCGAGCUGCUGGCCACCCUGCCCAGUCGUGAUGAGAUGAAUCUGCUGCUCACGCCCUCAAGGCACAUGUACUCGCACCUAUGGUCAUUCAGCUGGCAGCUCAAGGCCAUCCGGGACUGCAUUGAAGUCCCCUGGUGGCGCCACAAUGAUGAUGAAGCGCCUACGAUGAUGAAGACCCUUUCACCUCCCUGAGCCGACCCCUGUUCGUCAGAGAGAAACCCCCAGGGCCCCCCCAAAAGCGUGUGACAAUGGCAGCCAGGAAGUAGCACAAGUCGGUGGUUCCACUUGUGAACAGCUGGGCCCAGCUGGCCAGGACAGCCACCAAGCUCCGCAACACCUGCAGGGAUUUGGCCACCAAGGCGGCCGACAGGGCAGCCACCACCACUACCCGGGCCAAGGAGCUGCAGGACACGGCUGCCCAUGAUGGGACAGCUCAGGAAAACAUGGUGGAGCUGGAUCAGGCCCUGGGCUGGGAGGAGGGGGCCGAGGUGGUGGCCAGGCAUGGAGCCCAGGUGAGGAGAGAGGCCAGGGUGGCUGCCAGUGAGGCAACAAGGGCCACCAUGGAGAGACAGUGGGUGGAGAUGGCCCUGGGGCUGCUGGAGCGCUUGGUGGCCGCGUGUGACGAAGCCACCGCGUUCCCCUGGGAGCUGCAGCGCCUGCUCAGGGACAUCAAGACCACUCUGAAGGGGACAACUGAGGCACCCCCCACUGUCCCUGAGGACUUGGUGGCCAAGGUGGCCGUGGCUGAGCGGCUGUGGGAGGACAAGGCCCGCCUGGUCAAGGAUCACCUGCUCGGGACAGUUCGAGACAUCAUCAAGUUGUAUAUCGAUAGUGGUCCUGCCCACCCCAGUGCCCACCCCAGCCAUGGGGUGGCUGAGCGGUGCCAAAGAGCCAUCGAGGACAUCCCAAGGCUCCUUCAACCCCCAGAGUGUCCCCAAGGUGUCCCCAGUGUCUCCCCAGUGAGCAUGGAGCUCCAAGAGCUGCUGGAGGCUCUGGUGUCCGUGGUGGCCACUCUGGGCGAUGUGACGGCCACUGUGACCGGGCCACACCGGGGCAUGCGGCGCUGUGUGCCCCCAAAGUUGCUGCAUGCAGCCCUGAGGAUCUUCACCUGGAGCCUCCGUAAGGCCCUGGAACACCCCGGUGUCCCCUCCCUGGGCCAGGCCCUGGCCACCCUCGGGGCCACCCCGGGGGCCACCUGGGCCGAUGUGAGAGCCGCGGGCAGCGCCUGGCGGGAGUUGGUGUCUGCGUGUGAGGAGAGAUGGAAACAGCUGGUCGAGGAGGUCACCAAGCUCCGUGAUGCCUGCGAGGACGCGGCCCUCGCCUGGGCCAGGGACCAGCAGGACAAGGCCACCCGCAGGGGGACAGCUGGGGACAACCUGGCAGUCACAGCCCAGCAGCUCAUGGUGGCCCUGGACAGGGAUGAGGAGGCCUCAGUGGGGCCCACACGUGAUGCCCAGGUGGCAAUGGCCACCAGUGAGGCCAUGGGAGAGGCUGUGGUGGCCUCCAGGCGGGCGAGGGCGGCCAUCAGGAGGAGACAUUGGGCAGAGGUGGCCCUGGAGCCGCUGCAGCGCUUGGUGGAUGCGUGUGACAGAGCCACUGAGUUUAUCAGUUACAUGGAGUGCCAGCUCAGGGACACUGAGGCUGCCCUGGAGGGGACAAAGGAGGCGUCCCCCAAUGUCCCUGAGGAAUUGGUGGCCAAAGUGGCCAAGUUUGAGCAGCUGUGGGAGGCCAGCGCCCGCCUGUUCAAGCAUCACCUACUGGGGACACUUGGGAACAUUCACGACCUCCUCUUGAGUCCCUACAGUGGCCCCGGCAGCCAUGCAGUGGCUGAGCAGUGCCAAAAAGCCAUCAAGGACAUCCCAAGGCUGCUGCGGGGACAGUGAUGUCACCACUGUGAUGUCAUUGGUACAGUGAUGUCACUAGAGAGACUUGUGGACAGUCGAGUGCUAUUGGAAUAUGAAUCCCAAUAUUACCAGGUAGAUUGUGCCUGGGCCAGUCUGUCCCUUGCUGCUAGGCCAAAGGCAGCAACUGUGCUGUAUCACCCCAGAGACACCUUUAGCUUGCUGGAGAUUGCAGCUGGGCACUGAAACAAGUCCAGGCUUGGUAGGAACUCCGUUUACCUCGGGAGGGAAGGCUUCAGGCGAUGGUGAGGAGGAAAAGGAGAUGGAUUCUGCCAGAGGGUUAUAUCCAGAGCUUUAUUCCAUGGUUACAGAAGUCUGAAUGUAGGCAACAGCUCCAACAGAAUCGGCGAGCACAUGGGCUGAUUACCUUUUUAAGCUCCCGGGGGAGGGGGAGGGAAGGGGCAGGUGAGCCACCAACCAGGUGGGAGGGGCAGGGUCUCAGGGGAGAAUGACACCCAGAGAGGUCAAUGACCUCUGGGCAUAGGGGCAUCUUUUGAACUUGACCAACCACACGACGACCUUCCUGGAAUGUUAAGCCUGAUUGACAGGACUCACUCAGCAAGGGGGCGAGGGGGAAGGGAGAGAGGUAUAGGCACACCUGGGAGGUGACCUGGAAGUCUAAAACAGGACAUUACAACACACUGCAACAGAGUGCCACCAGCUCCUUGAGUGCCACAGCGCUGUGUGUCACCAAGAGCCCCUCGAGUGCCACCAGUUCCUCAAGUGCCACCAGCUUCUCGUGUCAACAAGAGCACCUCCAGUGCCACCAGCUCCUUAUGUCACCACGAGCCUCUGGAGUGCCACCAGUUCCUCAAGUGCCACCAAGAGACCCCCGAGUGUUACCAGGACUGGCCCAGUCACUGUGUAAGGGUCCCUGGUGUCACCAGGAUCUCUCUCUGUGUCACACACCACCCUUGAGCACCCACUGGGACCCCCGAAUUUCACCAUCCUCAUGCACCGGAACGCCCCCCUCAGGAGCCCCUUUCAGGCAUCAGGACCCUCAAGUUUCCCUCCCUCUCCUCGUGCACCGGCACCACCGGACCCCCCCGAGGAACCGGGACCCUCCCCUGGUGCACCGGGACCACCGGAGACCCCCCCAUCAAUCAGUGCUGUCAUCGUUCAUUGGGAACCCCCCCCAGGCACUGGGACCACCAGAAACCCCCCCAAAUCACCGAGCACCGGGACCCCCCCUCAUGCUCUGGGGCCACUGGAGACUCCCCCGAAUCACUGAGCAGCCCCUGUGCACCAGCACCGGGACUGGACCCUCCUCGUGCCCUGAUCCCCCCUCACCGAGCACUGGGACAGGGACCGGACCCCCCUCGUGUACCGACCCCCCCGAGCACCAGGCCCAGACCCCCCUUUG
Molecule: messenger RNA, 7170 nt
Organism: Zonotrichia leucophrys gambelii
Lineage: Eukaryota; Metazoa; Chordata; Aves; Passeriformes; Passerellidae
Exons: 5
Coding region: 4350-5789 (479 amino acids)
Source: RefSeq, a predicted model, not a curated record